Molecule: messenger RNA, 1992 nt
Organism: Nannospalax galili (Upper Galilee mountains blind mole rat)
Lineage: Eukaryota; Metazoa; Chordata; Mammalia; Rodentia; Spalacidae
Product: sodium- and chloride-dependent transporter XTRP3B
Exons: 11
Coding region: 79-1992 (637 amino acids)
Biological process (GO): sodium ion transmembrane transport
Cellular component (GO): plasma membrane
Molecular function (GO): L-proline transmembrane transporter activity
Source: RefSeq, a predicted model, not a curated record
GUAGAAAGCUGAUGCUCAGGCCCAAGAGAUAGAAAGGCUGAAGGGGCCUGGAGUCCACAGGAGAGCAGAGGGGUUUGUAUGCUGCAGCAGGAGCUGUCCCAAAGGAUGGAGUCACCAGCACAUGUGGCCUCCCUGCCAGAAGACGAGGAGCUGCAGCCCUGGGGAAGCCCAAGAUGCCCUGGUCAGCACCCAGGAAGACUAGAGGGAGCAGAGUAUGCUGAACCAGGGGCCAGGGAGAAGGCACGGCCAAAGUGGGGCAACCCGAUGCAGUUCUUACUUAUCUGUGUCUCCUAUGCAGUGGGCCUGGGCAAUGUGUGGCGCUUCCCCUACCUGUGCCAGAUGUAUGGUGGAGGGAGUUUCCUGGUCCCCUACAUCAUCAUGCUCAUCGUGGAAGGGAUGCCACUCUUGUACCUGGAGCUGGCUGUGGGGCAGCGCAUGAGGCAGGGAAGCAUCGGUGCCUGGAGGACCAUCAGCCCCUACCUCAGUGGUGUCGGGAUUGCUAGCUUGGUGGUCUCCUUCUUGGUCUCUGUCUAUUACAACGUCAUCAACACCUGGGCUGUCUGGUACCUCUUCCACUCCUUCCAGGAUCCCUUGCCAUGGUCUGUCUGCCCACUGAAUGGCAACCGCACAGGCUAUGAUGAGGAGUGUGAGAAGGCUUCGUCCACGCAGUAUUUCUGGUACAGGAAAACACUCAACAUCUCACCGUCCAUCCAGGAGAACGGAAAUGUGCAGUGGGAGUCAGCUCUGUGCCUCACCCUGGCCUGGCUGAUUGUGUAUCUGUGCAUCCUACGGGGCACCGAGUCGACUGGCAAGGUGGUCUACUUCACUGCAUCGCUGCCCUACUGCGUGCUCAUCAUCUAUCUGGUUCGGGGCCUCACACUGCAUGGAGCCACCAAUGGCCUGGUGUACAUGUUCACGCCUAAGAUCAAGGAGCUGGCCAACCCCAAGGCCUGGAUCAAUGCAGCUACACAGAUCUUCUUCUCACUGGGCUUGGGGUGUGGUGGACUGAUUGCCUUUGCCAGUUACAACGAGCCCUCCAACAACUGCCAGAAGCACGCCAUCAUUGUGUCCAUCAUCAACAGCUCCACUGCCAUAUUUUCCUGUAUCGUGACCUUCUCCAUCUAUGGCUUCAAGGCCACCUUCAACUAUGAAAACUGCUUAAACAAGGUGAUUCUGCUGCUGACCAAUUCUUUUGACCUUGAAGAUGGCUUUUUGACAGCCAGCAACCUGGAGGAGGUGAAGGACUACCUGGCGUCUACCUACCCGAGCAAGUACAGCGAGGUGUUCCCACACAUCAGAAACUGCAGCCUGGAAUCAGAGCUGAACACGGCCGUCCAGGGCACGGGCCUGGCCUUCAUUGUCUACACUGAGGCCAUUAAAAACAUGGAGGUGUCCCAGCUGUGGUCGGUGCUCUACUUCUUCAUGCUGCUGACGCUGGGAAUGGGGAGCAUGGUGGGAACAGGAACAGCCAUCCUCACUCCUCUGACUGACAGCAAAGUCAUCUCCAGCUACCUGCCAAAGGAGGCUAUCUCAGGUCUGGUGUGCCUCGUCAACUGUGCCAUCGGCAUGCUCUUCACCAUGGAGGCCGGCAACUACUGGUUUGACAUAUUCAACGACUACGCAGCUACGCUGUCCCUGCUGCUCAUCGUGCUGGUGGAGACCAUCGCUGUGUGCUACGUGUAUGGGCUGAAGAGAUUUGAAAGUGACCUUCAGGCCAUGACUGGCCAUGCUCUCAACUGGUACUGGAAGGCUAUGUGGGCCUUCGUGAGCCCUGUGCUCAUCGUUGGCCUCUUUAUUUUCUACUUGAGUGACUACAUCCUCACAGGGACGCUGCAAUACCAAGCCUGGGAUGCCACUCAGGGUCAUGUGGUAACCAAGGAUUACCCCCCAUAUGCACUAGCUGUCAUCGGACUGCUGGUGGCCUCAUCUACCAUGUGCAUCCCCCUGGUGGCCCUGGGGACUUUUGUCAAACGCCACUUCAGGAAGAAGUGA